Plasmodium adleri (nom. inval.) is the source of this 702-nucleotide messenger RNA. Its product is annotated as Plasmodium exported protein (hyp15), unknown function. Bases 1 to 702 code for a protein of 233 amino acids. The record is from RefSeq and is a predicted model, not a curated record. NCBI's taxonomy places the organism in Eukaryota, Apicomplexa, Aconoidasida, Haemosporida, Plasmodiidae. The transcript is spliced from 2 exons.
AUGAAUUUUUUUUAUGUUAAAUUAUUUUCCUUGAUUUUUAUUUUAAGGAUUUAUGAAUUAUUCCAUACGAGUAACCUUAACAUUUUGAAAUAUAAACAUAAAAAGCAUGCGUGCCUAGAAAAACUAAAAUUCGUUAGAUCAUUGUCUGAAGUGUUAAAAGAGAAAUAUUUUAAUACACAAGUAGCCGAAUGUGAUUUAAUGUAUGACAAAUUACAGGAUGAUGAAUUAACAAAACAUAGAAACUUAAUAAAUAAUACGGAAAUCGUUUAUUACAAUAAAAGAAAAAAACAAAGAGAAAACAAAUUACAGAAUAAAAUUCUAAGAAAAAUUAUGGAGGCAUAUUAUAAAUUGAAAUAUAAAUUAAUUAUUGAUAAAUCAUUUGGAACGGCAGAGUAUAAUGAAACAAUAACACAUAUUACAAAAAAAAACAUAAUGAAAGAUAAUUUAUAUAAAAUGAUUUUUAAGGGAAAAAAGUUUUGGAAAAUGUUAUCAUAUACUAUAGGUACCCUAGGUGUUGGAUCUAGCGUAUGUUUGUUUAUUGGUGUUCCUUUUUCAAUCGUUUCACCAACAAGCGGGCCUAUUUUAUUUGCUGUUUUGGGUAUUCUUGUAUUUUUACUUAUUAUUAUAAUUGUGGGCGUAUGGAUUCUUACUACGUGGUUAUGGCCCCAUAAGGAUUCAUAUUAUAAAAAAUAUAGAUUAUAA